Homarus americanus (American lobster) is the source of this 2182-nucleotide messenger RNA. RefSeq names its product telomerase Cajal body protein 1-like (gene WDR79). Gene Ontology annotation, biological process: Cajal body organization. Gene Ontology annotation, molecular function: protein binding; RNA binding. NCBI's taxonomy places the organism in Eukaryota, Metazoa, Arthropoda, Malacostraca, Decapoda, Nephropidae. The coding region runs from base 38 to 1666 and encodes 542 amino acids. The record is from RefSeq and is a predicted model, not a curated record. Gene Ontology annotation, cellular component: Cajal body. The transcript is spliced from 11 exons.
GCCACCAUUAUCAACAACAUUUGAGUUUGUCGCCAAGAUGGAUGACACAUGCAGCACCAAUGAGGCUGACUCUUUGAAUGUUGAAGUCAAUGUGGAACUGGAGAAACAGAAGUUCCAACUUCUAGCACAACUUGAUGAGGUGUUAGGAUUGCCGCCACCCAGUUCCUGUGAUAUAGUGUUGGCUGAGGAGGAGGAUCAAUCUGCACAACAAUUGGUGAAACUGAAACUGGAGAGGAGUUCAGGUUCUAAUAGCAAAAAUGAACUAUUUGAUGAAAAAGAAAGGAGUUUAGAGAUUAGCUCUUCAAUGAUACCCGGGGAAAAGUUGCAGAAAGGUGUAGGAAAUAGUAGCAGUUUAAAGGCAGCUGAAACAAGUCCUUCUAAAGUUACCUAUUUAGAAUAUGAUAAAGGAAGAAAUACAGGAAUAGAGAUAGAAGCCGGUAAUGAAGAGGCGGUGCAAGAAGAGGAAGGCUACAGCCACCAGCCAUUAAUGACAUAUAACUUUACUUCUCCGAUGAUGGCACUAAAUUAUGAAGAGGAGUUCAGUAUCCCAGAGGAUAACUUCACUAAAGGUUGUAAAUGGUCACCAGAUGGCUCCUGUCUCCUGGUUGGGAGUGAUGAUAAAAAAUUGCGCCUUCUGAAUCUACCAACACCAGUCAUUCAGGGAGACUUUCAGAGAGAAUCAUGGUUUAUGGGGGAGUGUGAACAAUACUCAAAGGCUGCUAUCACCAUCCAAGAGAAGGAAUUAUUAUACGAUUACACAUGGUAUCCUCUCAUGCAGUCCAGUGAUUCUCGCACAUGCUGUUUUGCCUCGACGUGUAGAGAUCAACCAGUCCACUUAUGGGAUGCAUGGACUGGUUGCCUCAUCUGUAGUUAUCAUUCAUAUGACCAUCUUGACCAGGUGGUAGCAGCUUACUGUGUUGGGUUUAAUGAGGAUGGAUCACAACUUCUCUGUGGCUUCAACAAGUGUAUUCGUGUUUUCGACACCAAUCGGCCCGGCAGAUACUUUAGCAAAAUAGAAAGUCAGUCAGGUAUAAUCUCAUGCUUGGCCUUUAACCCACCGUUGCCAAGUGUCUUUGCUGCUGGCACUUACCUCGGCACUAUAGGCCUUUAUAAUCUAAAUGGCAAUAAUCAUUUUUGCCAGUUAGAGGGAUGCCCAUCUGGGGUUACCCAUGUCCAGUUUUCUGCAGAUGGUACAAAACUUUUCUCAGGAACCCGAAAGAAUAAUGAAAUUUGGUGCUGGGACAUGAGAAAUCCUGGAAAGCUAUUAUGUGCCUAUGAACGAGAAGUUUCAACUAACCAAAGAAUAUAUUUUGACUUGGAACCACAGCAUAGUAGAUUUCUAAUAUCAGGAAAUACCAAAGGUGAAGUGUUAAAAUGGGAUCUGGAGGAACACGGUAUCAAUGAAACUACGAAGUAUGGAUACACCCAUAUUGUCCAUCAGCCUUCAUCAUCUUUCACUGCCCACAGAGACUGCACCAAUGGAAUAAGCAUAAAUCCAUAUUGUCCCAUCAUAGCCACUAGUUCUGGACAGCGACAUUUUCCAGAACCAGUAUCAGAAUAUGAAUCGGAUUCCAGUUCUGAAAGUGAUGUCCCAAAACCAUUGUUUACCCGUCAAAAGAUAGUCCGAGAGAGUACAGUCAAGUUGUGGUGGAUUCGAGGAUUUUGAUGUAUAAGUGACCCUACGUUAUGAAAUUCCCAGGCUAAGGAGAAACUCAUAUACUGUACAGGUAAUGACUUAUGUUGUAAUUCGUGCCAGCCUGUAAAGCAGUUGCUACUGCACUAAAUUAUGAAAAGUUCAAAUACUUCUAAUUUCAGAGUAGCCAAGCUAAAAUUUGCUCCUAGUCAACUUACAAAGGAGUUUCAUUAUUUUUUUGGUUUAAUAAUAAGAAUAAAAUUUCUUUCUUUAGAUGUUACCGGGAAUUUACGUAACCAGUGAUUUCACGCAAUCCCUAAAAUUCCUAGGGAUUUCAAUAAAUCCCUGGUUUGAAGGGCCGGGGAUUUCACGUAAUUACAUGAACUUACUAAAAUUUUUAGGGAUUUCUUGAAAUCACUGGUUACACAAAUUUUUUUGGUAACAUUUAUACAUGUGUAUAUAUACUGUACAGUGGUCCCUCGGUUAACGAAUUACCUUCCAUAAGAAUCUUCACUUAGGUUAACGAAUUCCUUACGAAUUUUUCCCAAC